Molecule: messenger RNA, 2793 nt
Organism: Chelonoidis abingdonii (Abingdon island giant tortoise)
Lineage: Eukaryota; Metazoa; Chordata; Testudines; Testudinidae
Source: RefSeq, a predicted model, not a curated record
CCAGCCCCACAGCUCCAAGCCGUGGCAGGUGGCAGGGGGCUCCCACUGUUCCCAGUCGCUGUGGGUGGAGGGGGGCUCCCGCAGCUCCCUGCCACCAUGGUGGCGGGGAGGAAACCCUGAAGCUGGAGCGGUGCUGGGUGCUGGACCCCCCCAAAGCCCCAUUUUGUUACAGUUAGUUUCAGUAAAAUCAGGGACAGUCACGGGCUCCUGUCAAUUUUUGUUCUCCAGCUCCUCCAGCUGCUUUGUGCAGAGGAUGGACCCUGGUAAUCAGCUGCCAGGGAGUGGGUGGCUGGAUAGGGGUGCAGGGACACAUACGGAUGGGGGAGGGGGUUUAGGGACACGUGGACAUAGGAAGAUGUGGCUGACUAACUGGGAGAAGCCAGGGGUCUGCCACAGUCUGCAUGGGGCAGAGUCCUCAACUCCCUAAAAAAAAAACCCUCAAAAAAACCUGAUCCACACUUCUCCUACCCACACCCGACAACCCUCCAGAUUUACUCCCAGGCUCCUGCCUUCCCUCAGCUCCUCUAUUACCCCGACUCCCCCCGGCCUUUGCAAGGCUUCUGAGGGGUGCAGGAACUACGUAGCUGUGUUGUGGUUUAAAUGAGUUAUCAGAGUUCUGUAUUAACGUGCCCAGUAAGGAAUCUAUCAAAAAAAACAUUUUUUUGAAACUUUUUCGUUACCUGCACUGUAACAGACGUACUUGCUGACAGGUAUUUUGAAGUAAAUUACCAAAAUAAUUGAAACUGGUGGGAUUCUACUGUGUUCUUUUGACAGAUGACGUAUGCAGAAUUUUGAAAAAUUUUACAAUAUUGCGCGCAGAACUUGUUUGGGUGCAGAAUUCCCCCAGGAGUAAAUAAUUUAAAUGAUCAGUAACAGAAAUGACCUUUGCCAUCUAGUGGUGCAUUAAAAAACUACAAACAAGCUGAUUUUAUACAGUUUAUAUGGACGGUAAUUCAAAAAAAAUGUCCCUCUUAAUUUUUCACAGCUCCCCCCAAAUGUCUAGGGGACAGAAAUCGUCUAUAGAUGGAAAACUCCCAGCCCUGGACACACAUAAGGAAUUGUACUCACUGGUGUUCCCGAUGCUGGCAGCACUAGAGAAGCUAACUGAAUUAAUAGCUGCAUUUCUCUGAUGAAUGCAUCUGUUGUGGAAUUUUAAUGUUCUUGCUCAGUUGGUUGAAGAACUCAAGACAGGGCAAAGUGAAGUUUGUCCAGGCCCUGAGAGUGGCUUUCCGGUGUUUCAGCCUUGGAUCUGGAUUAUCCUGCUGGCCACAUGUCGUUCAUGACAGAAAACAUCCUCUGCACUGAAACAUUACGGCCAGGCAGGCAGAGGCUCCGUUCUGCAUGUGGCACUGAGGAUUUCCCUGAGAUGUUUGAUUGCUUCAACCCAUCUGCCGCAUACCAGGAUCACUGUAGUUGUGUCAUUCCAGCCACACAGUUCCCCCGCCCCGGCACAAACUCCUUUAACCGAGAAACUUUGUCCAACAGCGCCUCCUUGACAAUCCUCACAUUUGGAAAUUUCUCCUGCAGUGACUCACGGCUGCCUCAAUCUCAGGUCUGAAAGGAGCUGGCUUUAGAGGCAGACACUUCAAACCUCUCCAGUCAGCGUGUGCUUUCCCCAGGCACGGAGGGGUUUUAUGGGUGUAGCGAGGAAAGAUCUUGACACACUGAGAUAGCGCUGACGUGACUCUCCUGGGGAAAGUGUUUGCCCAGGGACACAGGACCUCGCCUGGCUACUGGCCCCGGAAAACGGGGCCGUAUCGUCACCCUACCAUGGAGUAGGACACAGGAGUCGUGCCCUUAAUCUAGAUGUCAUCAGGAACAGAACGCAGGAGUCCUGCUGCCCCUUUCCUUUCCUCAGACAUGUGCCUGGCUACCCCUCGUCACCACCCCAAGCCUUCCAAGUUCAGCCCUUCUGUGAUCAAUUAUCCUGCCAGAGAAUUGGCUGCAUUUGAGACCCCACUGCUGAUCUACUGCUUCCGCAUCACCAUGGCGGCUUCUCUUGCUGUCUGCAUCCUCGCUGCUCUUCUGGCUACGGGGACCUGUCUGCAGUGUGAGGUUUGCACUGGACCAGGAAAGAACUGCACGGGCAGCAUGCAGACCUGCGCCGCUGGGCAAGACUCUUGUGGCAUCUUCCUUACUGAAGUCAUAAUGGUGGGAAUUGAGAUCCAGAGCAUUCUCAAGCGCUGUAUGCCGUCGAGUCAAUGUAAAGCCGGCCCCUUCUCUGUGAAUUUUGGGAAUGUAGUGACAUCAAGGACGAUCAUCACCUGCUGCAUGGGAGACGCCUGCAAAACAGUCAAUGUUACACUGCCCCCAGCUGACACCAAACCCAAUGGCUGGAGCUGCCCGGGCUGCUUCGCUCUGACCACUGAGCAAUGCCGUGAGGGGACCAUACAGUGCACUGGAGCCGAGACCCAAUGUAUUGACGCUGUUGGGGCUAUAAUGACUGGUGGAUACCCAAUACCGACCGUCAUGAAGGGCUGCGUUUCUGAGUCCAUGUGCAACCACUUAAAUGUGACUUCGUCGGCCCUCACAGGGAUCAGUUUGAAUCUAACCAGAGAGCACUGCACAGAGGCCUCCGCUGCUGCGCGCGUGGCACCAGGAGCAGCCGGGCUCCUCUUCUCAGCUCUCGCUGGGCUCCUCCUGCUGACGCUUCUCUCCUGAUUCCCCACCCGGUGCAACAGGCAACACUGCACUCAAAUACACCCUGCAUUAGCCCCUUUGCCCCACAGGGGUUCUCAGCUCCCGGAUGGACUCACAUCCCCUGGAUGCUAUUGCACUGAAUAAAACGAACCU